UUGCAGUCAACAAGACCCGGCAGGACCAGGGCUCACGUGACCAACUCGUGAAUCACCAGGAGGAUGAUGUGGACCUGGAAGCCCUGGUGAACGAUAUGAACGCAUCCCUGGAUAGCAUGCAGCUGGACAUGGUGCCCCUCCUGCAGAAUGGUCAGCAUGCCCACAGCCAGCCUCGGGCCUCAGGUACUCAGUCUGUCCAGCCUCAGGCAUCCCCGAGGCAGAGGGUGCAGUGCUCCCAGCCUGUAUACAUCCUCGCUGUCAGGCACCUUCAGGAGGAAGAGCAGCAGUUUAGAACCUCGUCCCUACUGGCCAUCCCCAAUCCUUUUCCCAAACUCUGUGGUCCUGGGAGCCCCCCUGUGCUCACAAGGGCUUCUUUGCCUCUGAGCCAGGCUGCCGCAAAGCAGGAUGUUAAAGUCUUUAGUGAAGAUGGGAUGAGCCAAGUGGUGGAGAUUCUAGCAGACAUGACAGCCAGGGACCUGUGCCAGUUGCUGGUUUACAAAAGUCACUAUGUGGAUGACAACAGCUGGACACUAGUGGAGCACCACCCGCACCUAGGAUUGGAGAGGAGGUGUUUGGAAGACCAUGAACUGGUGGUCCAGGUGGAGAGUACCAUGGCCAGUGAGAGUAAAUUUCUAUUCAGGAAAAAUUAUGCAAAACGGUUCUUUAAAAAUCCAAUGAAUUUCUUCCCAGAACAGACGGUUACUUGGUGCCAGCAGUCAAAUGGCAGUCAAAGCCAGCUUUUGCAGAAUUUUCUGAACUCCAGUAGCUGUCCUGAAAGUCAAGGAUUUUUGCAUGUGAAAGAGCUGGGAAAGAAAUCAUGGAAAAAGCUAUAUGUAUGUUUAUGGAGAUCUGGCCUUUAUUGCUUCACAAAGGGAACUUCAAAGGAACCCAGUCACCUGCAGCUGCUGGCAGACCUGGAGGACCGCAACAUCUUCUCCUUGAUCGCUGGCAGGAAGCAGUACAGCGCCCCCACAGACCACGGGCUCUGCAUAAAGCAAGUCAGGAAUGAAACUAAAGAGCUGAGGUUGCUCUGUGCAGAGGAUGAGCAAAGCAGGGCAUGCUGGAUGACGGCGUUCAGACUCCUCAAGUAUGGAAUGCUCCUUUACCAGAACUACCGAAUCCCUCAGCAGAGGAAGGCCUUGCUGUCCCCAUUCUCAACGCCACUGCGCAGUGUCUCCGAGAUCUCCCUCGUGGCGAUGGAUUUUUCUGGGCCAACAGGAGGCGUGAUAGAGAAUCCGGCGGAGGCCCAGAGUGCAGACCCAGAAGCAGGCCACGCCUGGCAGAAGCGAAGCACAUGGCUGAACAUUCUAGGUAGCCAAAGUCCCCUCCACCCUUCUACCCUAAGUACAGUGAUUCACAGGACACAGCACUGGUUUCACGGGAGGAUCUCCAGGGAGGAAUCCCACAGGAUCAUUAAACAGCAAGGGCUCGUGGACGGGCUUUUUCUCCUCCGUGACAGCCAGAGUAAUCCAAAGGCAUUUGUACUCACACUGUGUCAUCACCAGAAAAUUAAAAAUUUCCAGAUCUUACCUUGCGAGGACAACGGGCAGAUGUUCUUCAGCCUAGAUGACGCGAACACCAAAUUCUCUGACCCGAUCCAGCCGGUCGACUUCUACCAGCUGAACAAAGGAGCCCUGCCUUGCAAACUCAAGCACCACUGCAUCCGAGUGGCCUUAUGACUGCAGACGUCCUCUCGGCUGAAGCCUGGAGGAACUGAACACUGGAGCGAAGAAGCGGUCUGUGAGUUAGUUAAGAUCACACGUCGAUUCUGCACCUGGGGACCCAGAGCGAGAUGGGUUCAUUCGGUGCCAGCCGACCAAGAUUGACUAGUUUGUUGGACUUAAACGACGAUUUGCUGCUGUGAAUGCAGCAGAAUCGCCUCCCUCUGCAUUGG
Cebus imitator (Panamanian white-faced capuchin) is the source of this 1894-nucleotide messenger RNA. RefSeq names its product growth factor receptor-bound protein 10-like. Lineage: Eukaryota; Metazoa; Chordata; Mammalia; Primates; Cebidae. Gene Ontology annotation, biological process: negative regulation of Wnt signaling pathway; insulin receptor signaling pathway; negative regulation of insulin receptor signaling pathway. Gene Ontology annotation, molecular function: insulin receptor binding. The record is from RefSeq and is a predicted model, not a curated record.